Molecule: messenger RNA, 4931 nt
Organism: Miniopterus natalensis
Lineage: Eukaryota; Metazoa; Chordata; Mammalia; Chiroptera; Miniopteridae
Source: RefSeq, a predicted model, not a curated record
CGUUAUUUUUAUUAUAAGGCCCGCUGAAAAUGACUGAAUAUAAACUUGUGGUAGUUGGAGCUGGUGGCGUAGGCAAGAGUGCCUUGACGAUACAGCUAAUUCAGAAUCACUUUGUGGAUGAAUAUGACCCUACAAUAGAGGAUUCCUACAGGAAACAAGUAGUAAUUGAUGGAGAAACCUGUCUCUUGGACAUUCUCGACACAGCAGGUCAAGAGGAGUACAGUGCUAUGAGGGACCAGUACAUGAGGACUGGGGAGGGCUUUCUUUGUGUAUUUGCCAUAAAUAAUACUAAAUCAUUUGAAGAUAUUCACCAUUAUAGAGAACAAAUAAAAAGAGUUAAAGACUCUGAAGAUGUACCUAUGGUCCUAGUAGGAAAUAAAUGUGAUUUGCCUUCUAGAACAGUAGAUACAAAACAGGCUCAGGACUUAGCAAGAAGUUACGGAAUUCCUUUUAUUGAAACAUCAGCAAAGACAAGACAGGGUGUUGACGAUGCCUUCUAUACAUUAGUUCGAGAAAUUCGAAAACAUAAAGAAAAGAUGAGCAAAGAUGGUAAAAAGAAGAAAAAGAAGUCAAAGACAAAGUGUAUAAUUAUGUAAAUACAAUUUGUACUUUUUUCUUAAGGUAUACUUAAGUAAAAGUGGUAAUUUUUGUACAUUACACUAAAUUAUUAGCAUUUGUUUUACUUUAGCCAUUACCUAAUUUUUUUCCCCUGCUCCAUCCAAACUAUUAGCUUUUAUCUUGAAUGCUUAUUUUAAAAUGACAGUGGAAACUUUUUCCCCUCUAAGUGCCAGUAUUCCCUGAAUUUUUGUUUUUGAAACUAGCAAUGCCUGUGAAAAAGAAACUAAAUACCUGAGAUUUCUUUCUUGGGGUUUUUGGUGCAUGCAGUUGAUUACUUCCUAUUUUUCUUACCAAUUGUGAACUUUGGUGUGAAACAAAUUAAUGAAGCUUUUGAAUCCUCCUUAUUCUGUGUUUUAUCUAAUCACACACAUGGAUUAAUUACUAAUUAUAACUUCAGUUGAGAUUUCAUGAUUGGUUUUACCAAAACAUUGAGGGAACAUGAAUUUCUGAGCUUCCUGUAGAUUCAUCUUGCCGACAUCAUGUCCUCUAGUUUCAGUCACCCUUAAUGAAUGUAAAUGUACACUGUUCACAAAGACUUUUUUCCUCUUUCCACUGCUAUUUGUCAUAGUCAUGUUCCCCAAAUAUUAUAUUUUUUCUAUAAAAGGAAAAAAAUGGAAAAAAAGACAAGUCAAUGGAAAAUAUUAAAACGCCAUUUACUUUCCAUAUUAGAUAUUCCUAUAAUACUCUUAAUAGCUUUUCCUGUUAAUGCAGACCCAGUAUGUAAUAAGGAUUAUAGCAACCAUUUGGGGGCUAUAUUUACAUGCUACUAAAUUUUUGUAAUAAUUGAAAAAAAUUUUAACAUGUAUAAAGAUUCUCAUAGGAAUUAACUAUAGUCUCCCUGUGUCAGAUUGCUCCUUCCUAGCAUAACUUUAAACCUUUUCUUGAACUUCCGUCUUUGAAUAAAGUUUUAAUUCUGGUAGUGAUAUUAAAGAUUAUUUGAGUCAGUUAGCUUAGUAGGUGUUAAAGAGAACAAGUUGAAGGCCAGGCCCUGUGUGAAGAACCCCUGAGCUUCACUGAGUUUCACAGUAUGGAGUGCAUCCCUAUGGCCUUCCCGUGUUGUCAAGCAUUGGUUGGUUAAAAAUGGGAAGUAGGAGAGAUUUGGCUAGCUCAGCAAGAUACAUUCUCACUGUGUGGUGGUUCUGUUGACAAAUCAGGAACAUAACUUUUAAAAAAAAAAGAACAACAACAGAACUUAAAAAAUAUAUUUUAAAUGAGAAUUGGGAUAGGGCAAAGCUUUAAUUUUUUUAAAUAGUGAAGGGAAAAAGUUUCAAAGUCUCUAAUAUGGCUAGUUCUCUUAACACUGUUAAAGUAACAUUUCAUAAAUACUUUACAAGUCUGGUCCAUUUUUAAGAAUAAUGCUUUAAAAUAGAUAAAUCAACAAAAUGAUUCAAUGCAUUUAAAAUGUUUCUUAUUUUAAGAUAUUUAAAGUGAGAUGGUACAUUGAGGUGAAAAUAUCACUGGACUAGGAGGAAGGUAACUUAGAUUUUUGGUGUCUUUUACAACUUCGAUUUUAGGCAAAUCACUUAUCCAUUUCUUCAUGUUAAGUCAUCUCAAGGCUAUAGCUAGCAUUACAAUUAUGUGAUUUACAUUCAGUUUACAUUAAAAUAUACCUAUUUACCAUUCUCAGCAUAAUCUGUAACUUAUUACCUGUGCUAACAUCUUCAGUGCCGGUCUUAGGCAAAAUUGUGCAAGAGGUGAAAUUUAUUUUUGAAUAUCCUUUCUCCAAAUUCAAGACCCUUCUCCCAUAUUAGUGUCAUCUUGCCUGCCUACCUUUCUAUGUGACCCAUGACUUGAUGCUUUUUCUUUAAUAUGUCUAAUUCCCUUAACCUCAAAAUUUAUUGCUGCUUUGGGUAUCGCUUUGAAGGUUUCCCAUCAGGUCACAUUCGAAUGCCCUAUGUCUUAUUUCCCCCAAGCUCAACAUAAUCUGAGAUACUACGGUGGGAUUCGACCUAAUGGCUAAUUUUGAGGUGGUGGCUGUAGCAAUUUAACCUUGAUCCUUUGAAUAUCAUGUUUGCUGUCUGGUCCAUUAGUGACUACGUAGCGAUUUUCAUACCUGCUAUGAGUAGACGGAACCCUAUCCAGUGGAAGAAUGAUUUAAUAAAAGGUAGUGCUGAAAGAAUUCCUUAGAUAAUCUGUAAUUAGGACUGCUGAAAGAAUUCCUUAGAUAAUCUAUAAUUAGGACUAGCCCUGGUAACAGUUACACAUUGCUUUGUUUUAAUAACUAAAAUCUUACAAUGAAAAAUACUUUAAAAUUUAAUUCAUAAAGUUUUUUAGCAUGGUUCAUUUAUUCAGCAUAUUUGAGUGCCUCCUAAAUGUCAGGCAUUAUGCCAGGCACUGAGGAUAUUAUGGUAAAAGGGAUAUAAUCUGUAUGCUAAAAUAGUGUUUAUAUUCUAGAGUGUUCUGUAGUAUCUUUGUGAGGCAUUUGGCACAUGACCCAGUUUUGUAGAGAAGGGAGUUGGUCUCUUAAGGUUUCUUCCAUUUCUGGAGUAAUUAUUUUGCUCUGAUUCCAAUUUAACUGUUUAAUCAAGCUACUUUAUAUAAAUCACUUUUACUUCAUUGUUUUAAAGGAGUAAACUUGAUUUUUUAAAAAAUUUGGCAUAAUUGUGUGGUUCUAUUGGGACAAUUAUCAUAUACAUUAAGUUGUAUGACAUAAUAUUAAAAUUUCCAAGUGUGUAAUAUUCUGGUGGUUCUAUUUGUGUAAGUAAUUAAAAUAGACUUUUAAAAUUAAAUAUUGAAUUCUAAAAUAGUUAUAUUUAUCACAGUAUGAUUAAAUAGAUGCCCAAACUAAUUCACAGAAAAUUUCUGUAUAAAAAUCAGUAGGAUUUCUGAAAUGCUAUGCUAUACUACAGGUUUAUGGAACAUUAUCUAGGUGGGUGGUAAGACAUAUAGAACCUCCUCUUAUUUCUACCCUACAGAAAGAAAUGGCCAUACUUCAAGAAUAGCAAGUGUAUAAUUGAGUGAGGGGAUUUUUAGGACUCUUGAAUUUUUGAUGUAGCUGGACUUUUUUUUUUAAUGCAGUGGUAAUUAUCCUUUAUUAUGUGAAUUUUGAAUGAUUUGACGAAAGGUUUGUUUUCAUAGAGAUUUUAAAAGAAGAGAGAUGAUCCUAGAAGUAACAUGUUAUCUCAUUAUCACAGCCUUAAAGAUAAAAAUCCUUGUUGAAGUUGAAAGAAAGUGCUAAAUUACAUAGUCUUAGACAUGCACAUGUUUGUGGAAGAGUGUAUCAGAAGUAUGUAGUCAAAUUCGAGUGAAUAUUCCCAGUUAGGCAUUUGAGGCUCGAUUUUAACUGAGUCACACUGCAUAGGAAUUUAGAACCUAACUUUAAUAGGUUAUCAGAACCUUUGCCACUAUUGCACAAUUUUGUCCUAAUAUAUAAAGAAACCUUAUGAGGCAUGUUAAGUUGCAGUUUGCACAAGUUCAUCUCAUUUGUAUUCCAGUGAUUUUUUUUUUCUUCUAAACAAUAUAUACACAUUCAGUUUUUUGUAGGCAAUAAACUAUCACUUACACUUGUCAAAAAGUAAUACUUUCUUGAUAAUUAUAUAUUACUGAUUUUUAAAAACCUAUCAGCUACUAUACAACUGAAUUUAUAUUUAAUAAUUUCUCUGUUAAUAUUGGGUAGCAUGAAAUCUGCUUUGAUAAAUUGAACAGCAUACAACUGGUAGCUGCAAAUUCCUUCGGAAAAUAAAAUUAUUUCUUUCUAAAGAUAUAUUCUCAUCAGUUCUUAAAACAUAGUUAUAACUAGAUUAAUACUUAUUUUAGUUUAAUAGUUUUAAGUGCCUGUUUGGGAUGAUGCUAGGUAAUUUAGAUGAAUUUAGGGAAAAUAAAAUUAUUACCUGCAGAGAUGUCAAUUAGAGGGUAACCCCUCCCCAUAGAGUUAAAUGGGUUAUGUAAUGUUUUAUCCAAAAGUUUCCAGUUCCACUGUCUUGUGUUUUCAUGUUGAAAAUACUUUUGCAUUUUUCCUUUGAGUGCCAAUUUCUUACUAGUACUAUUUCUUAAUGUAACAUGUUUACCUGGAAUGUAUUUUAACUAUUUUUGUAUAGUGUAAACUGAAACAUGCACAUUUUGUGCAUCGUGCUUUUUUUGUGGGACAUAUGCAGUGUGAUCCAGUUGUUUUCCAUCAUUUGGUUGCGCUGACCUAGGAAUGUUGGUCAUAUCAAACAUUACAUUUAAAAAUGACCACUCUUUUAAUUAAAAUUAACUUUUAAAUGUUUAUAGGAGUAUGUGCUGUGAAGUGAUCUGAAAUUUGUAAUAUUUUUGUCAUGAACUGUACUGCUCCUAAUUAUUGUAAUGUAAUAAAAAUAGUUAUGAUGACUCUG